Molecule: messenger RNA, 1737 nt
Organism: Hordeum vulgare subsp. vulgare (domesticated barley)
Lineage: Eukaryota; Viridiplantae; Streptophyta; Magnoliopsida; Poales; Poaceae
Product: probably inactive leucine-rich repeat receptor-like protein kinase At5g48380
Exons: 2
Coding region: 611-1549 (312 amino acids)
Molecular function (GO): protein binding
Source: RefSeq, a predicted model, not a curated record
GGCGAUGAUGUAAACUCCCUCCACACAUUCCUUGGGGACAAUUCUACUAAGACCGGACUCCGGAGACUCGACGACGCUGGGUCGGUCUUUCUGCCACGUGCCUUCUUUCCAUACUCAUGACACGGGGGCAGCGCACUGCCUAUCAGAGCAGUUGGAUCAGGCUAGAGCGAUCAUGAUUCGGACUGAGACUGAUCGGGUGCUUUACAAUCUUUUCCAGAAGAUGCAAUCGGGUUAAUUUUAUAUCAUCGGCAGUCCACCGAGGAGUAGCAUCAUAUAAGUCCCAGGCUCCCAGCAUUUUUGCCCAAUGUGGAAAAGUAAUUUAUAAGUACCUAGUUUGGGCUGGGAGAAGCACUGCCUUUACUCCUGACAAAGUUUUCCUGCCUGUCACAUAGGUCCUUAUAAAUGAAUGAUUUGAAGGCAUCAGUUCCACAAGUUAUACACCUAAUUUUCUCUCGACGGUGAGUGACUGGUGACUGGUGAGUCUUCGGAGGCUAUUCACUCAGGAUGGGGACUACUGGCAGUAGGCACACGGUUUGUCUUUCUUCCCCGUAUACUUGUGGCAAAUCCUUCCAAGUCAAUAAGACUUCAUGGUUUGGCAGAAGAAAAGUCUAUGUCCCAGUGGAGAGAUUCUUUGUUUUAUAAGGGCUGCACCCGUUCAUCUACUGCAGAUGUGUCUUCUGAUUUGCCUGGAUCAACUGGCGACGUUGGAAGUUACAAGCUGCAGGUUUUGGCCGAGCAGAGCUGCUGUUUGUUUCACUCCGUGCUUGCGAUGGCUGAUGAUACGAAGUUCCUCCUUUUGGUUUUACUCUUGAGCAGCUCAUCUUUGUGUUUUGGCAGUGAAUUUGAUAUCCAGUGCCUGAAGUCUGUACAACAAUCAGUGAUUGAUCCCUUCGGCGUACUCAAAUCCUCUUGGAACUUCGAAAACGACUCAGCCGGUUUCAUAUGCCGCUUUACUGGUGUGGAAUGCUGGCACCCCGACGAGAACAGGGUCUCCUCUCUGCGUCUCGGCAACCUAGGACUUGAAGGCCCAUUUCUCCAAGGUCUUCAAAACUGCACAAGCAUGAGCGGCCUGGAUCUGUCGAAUAACUAUUUUUCAGGACCGAUCCCUGCCGAGAUCUCGCGGCAGAUGCCGUACCUGACGUCUCUGGAUCUUUCGUACAAUAGCUUUUCGGGUUCAAUCCCACAGAGUAUCUCACAAAUGACAUAUCUGAAUGCCCUCAUCUUCCAGCAUAACCAAUUGAGCGGUCAAAUUCCACCGCAAUUUGAUUUGCUUGAUAGGUUAACUAUAUUCAAUGUUGCGGAGAACUUGUUAUCAGGGCCCAUUCCUACUUUGCUGGAGACCUUUCCGGCUUCAAACUUUGCUGGUAACCAAGGGCUUUGUGGUUCACCGUUGGAUGAUUGUCCGGUACGAAUCAGGCUGCACAGGAUCAACGACCAGUCGAGCAUCGGAGCGGCCGUCGGGUUCGUCGUGGGGUUCGUGGUGGCCUUCUACUUCCCGCACUGCUUCGUCUGCUCCGAGAGGCUCCGUGCCUACGUCGUUCGCAUAUGAUUCACCUGUUGUUCUGAAAACCUUUUUCUGGCAUUGCUUCCGGAGGCCAAAUGAGCACUUCCGACAGUAAUCUUAGUAUGUUCCUUGCAGCAACGGUUGUCUUAAUUCACAUGAUAUGUACAUAUGUAUGCCCGGCAACUAGCAACUGCCGGUGCUUGUUAAUACAUAUUUCAAGUUCAACUCUUCUA